UGUGGCUGUAAACACGGUGGCGAUUCUGCGAUGCGCUGCUUUAUUCUCACCGACGGAUUGAUCUGAACGAUCGUGCUAGUUUUAGCAGCGUUGUGCUUCUAAAGGAAUCCUCUAAAACAAAGAGACCCAGCCCGGUGGUGAAGAUGGUGCUGGUGCUGGGGAGCUGAACGCAGCGGCUCGGUAGGAUCGGUGUUUACGGUGAACGAUGGCCGCACCUGCAGAAGCGGAUCUCACCUUGGCGGAGGCGGAUGUCUGCAAAGAGAAAGCGCAAGUCUUCGGGAUCCUGUGCUUACAGGACGAAGGAGAAAAGGCAGCCGGCGGCAGCAGCAGCACAAGCAGCAGUAUCAGCAGCGGAUGUGGCAGCAGGACGGACGGGAGAUGGCAGGCUCCCAUUUUCGCUUUAGCUCGGAAAGCUUCGGAAACCAUUUCGAGCGGAAUUCACGUCCUGCCGAAGGUAGCCGAACCCAAAGUGUGCGCUUUCUCCGAGGAGUGGAGCGUCAGUGCUUUUCGGGAUCCCAUGGCUGUGGAAAGGACGAACCUGCUGAACAUGGCGAAGCUCAGCAUUAAAGGGCUGAUUGAGUCAGCGCUGAGCUUCGGUCGGACGCUGGACUCUGAUUAUCCGCCUUUGCAGCAGUUCUUUGUGGUCAUGGAGCACUGUCUGAAGCACGGCCUCAAAGUAAAGAAGACGUUUCUUGGAUACAACAAGUCCUUGUGGGGACCUUUGGAGAUGGUGGAGAAGCUGUGCCCAGAGGCGGGAGAGAUCGCUGCCAGUGUUCGAGACUUACCCGGCCUCAAGACUCCACUGGGCCGGGCGCGGGCAUGGCUAAGACUGGCACUGAUGCAGAAGAGAUUAGCCGACUACCUGCGUGUACUCAUCACCAGAAAAGACAUACUCAGUGAUUUCUAUGAAAGUUCUGCAGUCAUGCUGGAGGAGGAGGGAGCCGUUAUCGUUGGUCUCCUGGUGGGACUCAACGUCAUCGAUGCCAACCUGUGUGUAAAGGGUGAAGACCUGGAUACCCAAGUUGGGGUGAUUGACUUCUCCAUGUACUUAAAAAACGACAUUGAUGAUUACAGAAGUGAAGAAAGAAAUGGCCAAAUUGCAGCAAUACUGGAUCAGAAGAACUACGUCGAAGAACUAAACAGGCAGCUUAAUUCCUCGGUUCAGGGUCUGCAGGGGCGUGUCGACUCGUUAGAGAAAUCAAACUCCAAACUGAUCGAGGAGUUGGCAAUAGCGAAAAACAACAUCAUCAAAUUGCAGGAAGAGAACCACCAGCUGAGAUCGGAGAACUCGCUGAUCAUCAUGAAGGCACAGCAACGACUCGAGGCGACACAGGGCGAUGUCACCUGUGAGCUGGACACGUACAAGCAGUCCCGGCAGGGCCUGGACGAAAUGUACAACGAGGCACGGAGGCAGCUGAGGGAGGAAUGUCAACUCCGGCAGGAUGUGGAGAAUGAGUUGGUGGUGCAGGUUAGCAUGAAGCAGGAGAUGGAACUGGCCAUGAAGCUCUUAGAAAAAGACAUCCAUGAGAAGCAGGACACUCUGAUCGGACUUCGGCAGCAGCUAGAUGAGGUUAAAGCCAUCAAUGUGGAAAUGUACCAGAAAAUGCAGUCCUCUGACGAUGGCCUGAAGCAGAAGAAUGACAUGAUUGCACGGCUGGAGGAGAAGACCAAUCAGAUAACAGCGACUAUGAAACAGCUAGAGCAAAGAUUGCAGGGAGCCGAGAGGGACCGUCUGAGCUCUGAGGAGGGAAUGCGCCGGUUCAGGCAGGACUUUGUCAACAAAGCCGACAGCCUACAGAAAGAAAUCGAGCACAGAGAGAAACAGAUGGUUCAGCUGGAAACAGAUUUAAAAAUCGAGAGAGAGUGGAGACAAACCCUUCAAAACGACCUGGAGAAAGAGAGAGAGAACAUCGACCAGCUGAGGGACGAAGCACAACAAAUCAACGUGCUUAAGAAGGAGUUUCACAGGUUGCAGGAUGAAAAUUCACAGCUGAGGGGGAUUUGUGAGGAACAGGAGCAGGCGCUCGAGGAGCUGGGCUGCAAACUCAGCGAGUCAAAACUGAAAAUCGAGGAUAUAAAGGAAGCCAAUAAAGCACUUCAGGGUGGACAGGUUUGGCUGAAGGACAAAGACGCCACACACUGCAAACUAUGUGAGAAGGAGUUUUCCAUCUCGAGAAGAAAGCAUCACUGCAGAAACUGUGGAGAGAUCUUCUGCAACGCUUGUUCGGAUAACGAGCUGCCCCUCCCUGCUUCACCCAAGCCCGUCCGAGUAUGUGAUACGUGCCACGCACUACUUCUUCAGCGCUGCUCCUCUAACGCCACGUGAAACACAGACAACUGCGGACAGCGGCGGCUUUAACAGUCCACCACACGCUCUUCAUGUUCAAAACUGUAACCAAACUGACCAAACUAGCUGCAGGUGUUUUUUAGUGUUUGAAGUUUACAUUUCAUACAGCAGUUCUGUGUGUGACCAGCACAUACUGAGUGCUCGACAAUGAAAACCGAUGACGAAUAUCACUUUCAUUCCACGUAGCGUUUUCUAACUACACAUGACCAACAACUGUUUAAUUCACUACAGUGAGCAGCACUAAAAUCCACCGAUACUGCAAACGGAUUCUUAUAACAGGACAACAUUCCAGCCCCUGCUGUAGAAAUACAGACGGGUUAACAGGCUUCACAUGGUGUCAAACAUAUCAAGCAAUUAAAACUGCCAUGAAGAUUUUAUUAUUAUUAUUAUUAUGAUUAUUUUGAAUUUACAUGAACGUGUGCCUGCCUGACAAGCCAAACAGGACGUCCACGUUUCUCAGAGGACGACUAUUAAAGGCUGAUGUCGUCAGUGCUGCUUUGACAGGGUUGAAAAAUGAAAACAGCACCAUAGCAGUGUGUCUGCUGUUUCCAUAAGCACUCGUAUUAUCAGAUUGAACCAAAAUCUGAUGAGUGGAGUAGUAGCGUGCAUGCAUUCAAGAGACCUGGGUCUGCUUUUUUAGUCCUGUGUCUGGGGACUAGAUUGUUGUUGACACUUUGUCCUUGUAGACAGAAUGCACCUAAUGGCAGCACAACAACUUGUGAGUUCGAAUCUCAGCUCUGCUAUUGGUCGGGAGUUGAGCGACCAGGCGGCUAAACAGACAAUGAUUGGCUUGUCUGAGGGUGGGAUUGCUGCUGGGGAUUCCUCAUAACUGCUGCAAUUAUGACCUCUGCUGGACGUUUGGUGGCACCUUCACAUAAGAUAGACAGCUGUGUGACUCUCCGUACGCGAUACAGAUCUCUACAUAAACCAGCCUCAAGCAGGUGAAAAGAAGCUGUCCGGUACUGCUCAUGUGUCGGAGGGGGCGUGUGAUAGUCCCGGCUCUUCUUUGUGAGCAGCGGUAGAGGUGCAAUCAAAAAAUAGGUUGCUGGUUCAAUUCCCACCACCACCAUGCUCAAUUGCUCAAAUUGUGUUGAGUCAUUAUUGAAAGUCGCUUUGGAUAAAAGCGUCUGCCAAAUGCCACAAAUGUAAAUAAAACCAUAAUGACGCCACUAAAAAAGCUCUGAAGAUUACGAAUGUUAAUUUAUUGACCAACUAAUCGUGUUGUUACUAAAUUCUUUUUUUUUGUCACUGUCCCUGGACUAUGUAUCAUAUUGUAAUGAACUAUGAAGUAUUAUUUUACACUACAGCACAGGUAUUUUUACAUUAAAAGUGUAAAACUGUUCUACAAACAGUUUCAAAGGUGAAAGUGCUAAACUGUACAUAUUAUUCACUAAUGUUAAUACAUACACCGAUAAGGCAUAACAUUAUGACCACCUUCCUAAUAUUGUCUUGGUCCCCCUUUUGCUGCCAGAACAGCCCUGACCCGUCGAGGCAUGGACUCCCCUGAAGGUGUGCUGUGGUAUCUGGCACAGAUGUUAGCCGCAGAUCCUUUUAACUCCUGUAAGUUGUGAGGUGGGGCCUCCAUGGAUCGGACUUGUCUGUCCAGCACGUCCCACAGAUGCUCGAUUGGAUUGAGAUCUGGGGAAUUUGGAGGCCAAGUCAACACCUCAAACUGGUUGUUGUGCUCCUCAAACCGUUCCUGAAGCAUUUUUGCUUUGUGGCAGGGUGCAUCAUCCUGCUGAAAGAGGCCAUAGCCAAGUGGUACGUGAGGAUAAAAUGUUCACUUGCUGCUUAAUAUAUCCCACGCACUAACAGGUGCCAUGAUGAAGAGAUAAUCAGUGUUAUUCACUUCACCUGUCAGUGGUCAUAAUGUUAUACCUAGUCGGUGUAUUGUUCGAGCUCUGUUGUUACAGAUUUACGUCAUAUGAUAUAAAGUAAUGAAUGUUGCGACCUUCAGGAUGUUUAUUACUGUUUCACAAAUGUUUAGAACAGGUUUUUGUCCAGGUUCCAGAACACUAUCUGAAUCAUUAAAUACGUAUAUUUACAGUAAA
Messenger RNA from Trichomycterus rosablanca, 4398 nucleotides. RefSeq names its product RUN and FYVE domain containing 2 (gene rufy2). Bases 206 to 2326 code for a protein of 706 amino acids. NCBI's taxonomy places the organism in Eukaryota, Metazoa, Chordata, Actinopteri, Siluriformes, Trichomycteridae. The transcript has 18 exons. Gene Ontology annotation, cellular component: cytoplasm. The record is from RefSeq and is a predicted model, not a curated record. Gene Ontology annotation, molecular function: metal ion binding.